Gadus chalcogrammus (walleye pollock) is the source of this 1462-nucleotide messenger RNA. Its product is annotated as homeobox protein Hox-B1b-like. The record is from RefSeq and is a predicted model, not a curated record. Bases 133 to 1035 code for a protein of 300 amino acids. The transcript is spliced from 2 exons. NCBI's taxonomy places the organism in Eukaryota, Metazoa, Chordata, Actinopteri, Gadiformes, Gadidae. Gene Ontology annotation, molecular function: RNA polymerase II cis-regulatory region sequence-specific DNA binding; DNA-binding transcription factor activity, RNA polymerase II-specific. Gene Ontology annotation, biological process: regulation of transcription by RNA polymerase II. Gene Ontology annotation, cellular component: nucleus.
GAAGGUGAUAUGAGGGUGGAGGGCCGUUUUACAGCUUUGACAUACUACCUAGAGGUUAGCGCCGGGCAGCGACAAUUAAUGACUGCCUGGUCCCCCAUAAACUCUCGCCGCUGAUAACAACAGGGCCCUACAAUGAACUCGUACUUAGAAUACCCCGUCUGCAACCGAGGAACCAACAUUUUCAACACCAAGGCCGGAUACCACAACCUGAACCAUGGAUAUAUGUCGUCGCUGUCCCCGGGUCAAUGCGCAACAAGUGAUGGCUACGGAGGCGAAGGCCGGCUGGUGGGUGCCAGCAGCGCAGCUUGUCCAACCCACCAGAACCCCGGCCACCCUCUCCACCACCACCAUGUCAACUUGGACCUCCAGUUUCCGUCCCCAGGGACCGCCACGGUGUACGGGGCGCAGGUCGGGCCGCCCAUGGACUACGGGCACCACCAGUAUGGCCUCGGCCACGAGCAGGAGCGAAUGUUUCUGACUGCAUCCCCCGGAUCUAACAUGGCGCCCUACGGGGACGGCUGCGGGCCAGCUGGCCAGUAUCUGCACUUCAGCAGCGGGGAUCAGAGGCCUCACGAACCUAUUGAGAGUGUUUACUCGAGGCUACCGUCCCAAACCAAGGAGAGAGACCCCGACCACGGCGAGCAAACGUCUAAAACCUUCGACUGGAUGAAGGUGAAGCGGAAUCCCCCUAAAACAGCUAUCCUGAGUGACUACGGGGUCCCCGGCCAGAUGCAGAACGUCAUCCGCACCAACUUCUCCACCAAGCAGCUCACGGAGCUGGAGAAGGAGUUCCACUUCAACAAGUACCUGACCCGGGCACGGCGCGUGGAGGUCGCCGCCAGCCUGGAGCUCAACGAGACUCAGGUGAAGAUCUGGUUCCAGAACCGAAGGAUGAAGCAGAAGAAGCGCGAGAAAGCAGGAAGUGUCCUCCUGCUCCACAGCCAAGCACCUGCGGAGAGCGGCUCCCCUCCCAAAGCUUCACCGGCCCAACUCGAGACUUCUCCCCGAGUCAAGCGGAAAGACUGUGAACUAUGACGGCGACUUACGAUCGAUUCUUCAAUUAGUAACAUAUUCACGCUAUACCUCCCGACUGGUGAUCACUGAUACGUGUAAAAAAUACUUGUGGACUUGUGGAUAAUACAGGGUAAUUAGAUUGUGAUUUAAUGUAUGCAUUUCUUUCUGAAUUGGAUGCCACUUUACUUCCUGUUCUUGAUGCAUUUGUAGCAUUCGUGUUGUGUUUUAUGUUGUAGCACUGACGUGUUGUCAGUGUAUUUUUUUGCACUAUUUAUUAACAGGGUAUUUUACAAGAAUUGUGAUGAUUAGGCAUAGCCUAAUAAAGACUCUACCAUUAUAAUGUAUGUGUUUUUCAAAUGAUUUCUAUAAUUAUUGCCUUUUGUUUGUUAGAAAAUAUGUAAGACGUGAUUUUUUCUCAAAUAAAAAUGUCUUUAACGUGGUGAUUUGG